GCAAGAGCGAACGAUGGCAGACUAUGCCGAGGAGCAGAUGAUGGAGGUCGAGGCCCUCGAGUCCAUCUACAUGGAUGACUUUGCCAAGAUCCAGGACGCGCCUCUGACCGUCAAGGUGCACGUCGUGCCCAACCAAGACGGCGAAAACAACCACGUGGCGCUAAGCCUCCAGUGCACGCUCCCAGAGACAUAUCCCGAAGUCUCGCCCAAGAUUGACAUUCUUUUGGAAAAGGGCCUCAGCGAUCGGCAAGAGAAGGAGAUCCGGGCUCUCUUGGAGGCGCAGAUUGAGGAAAACUUGGGCAUGGCCAUGAUCUACACCAUCACCGAAGCAGUCCGAGAGUACUUGGUCGAAAACAACCGCGAAGGCAACGAUGGCUCCGAGUACCAAGAGAUGCUGCGUCGCAUGGAAAGCAAGCAAAAGAAGGAAGACACGGCGGCCGCGGCGGCCCAAGCCAUUCUUGACGAGGAGAACGCUCAUACGACGGCCAAGUCGAACGAAGGCACGCCCGUGACGGUCGAGUCCUUCAACGCGUGGAAGGCGAAAUUCGAUGAAGAAAUGAUGAUCAAGGUCACGGGCAAGGUCGGUGUGUCGACCGAGAAGCGGCUCACGGGCCGUCAGCUCUGGGCGAGUGGUGCCGCCAAGGAAGACACGACGACAGACGCCGAUGACGCCGACGGCAUGGGCGACGACGACGACGACGAGAACGACGAGGACUAUGUAGACGACGGCGGCGACGACGCCAAUUAAUAUGACGUCGAUGAGUCGGGUUUGAC
Molecule: messenger RNA, 774 nt
Organism: Saprolegnia parasitica CBS 223.65
Lineage: Eukaryota; Oomycota; Saprolegniomycetes; Saprolegniales; Saprolegniaceae
Exons: 8
Coding region: 14-748 (244 amino acids)
Biological process (GO): cytoplasmic translation
Molecular function (GO): protein binding
Source: RefSeq, a predicted model, not a curated record